CAAUUAUUAGGCCGUGAGUGUCUCGCUACCAACUUGGGAUGCAAAUGUCGGCUACGAGGAGGGCCAGGACUGGGUUGUUCGUCGCAUGACGACUGGCUACCCCAGAUUCUUCAUCCACCGAAGCAUUGAGGCUUUUGCCAACGACAUUGUAGCCAUGUUUGGGAGCCCAGGCUUACACGCCAUGCUCUUCCCGACCCGGCAGAUCGCCAAACGCUGUGUGGCUUUCGUCAAAUCACGCGGCCCCCCUGGCGUCGCCAGGAAUCCCGAGAUCAUUCACCUGGUGCUAGACGUGGCAAACCCGGCUUCGGCCGCCCUAGAACCUCUCGGCCCCUCCAUCGCGGCUGUCAUGUGCUCACAGGAGGCCUUUCCUUUCGCGAAGCAGUACUGGCAGCACAGUGGUGACGGUGUCUCUAGUCGCAGGGCGGAGUUUUGCCACGGCCUGUUCAAGGACGGCCUACUGUGUUUCGACGAUGGGCCCAAGAGCCCCUCCGCGGCCGCUCAAAAGCCCUGCAGGGGACCAAAACGAUACCGGCGAAUGUCGUCAAUUGACGCAGGAAAGACGCCCAUCUCCAGUGACGCCUCUCCCACCUCCCCGGCAAAGGAGCCUGGAGUCAUCCGCGAGGCUCAGGAGUCAUCUCGGUUUCUGGAGGAGCGUUUCGGCAGAAAUCUCGACAUAGCCUUUGUCGAGCCUGCUAAAUCCGCAAUCCGGAGGAGGAUUGCCGGUGCGGUGACAAGCGACCAUGAACUCUCGACUUCGCCGAUCCCUGAGAUGAACGCAAAUUCCAGAGGGAUUGUCAACCUCAAGGAGGACGACGUUUACCUUUUCCCCUGCGGCAUGAACGCCAUCUUUAAUGCCCACCGCGCUCUACUUGACAUUCGGGGCAGCAUGAAGAGCAUCGAUUUUGGCUUUCCCUAUGUCGACACACUCAAGAUUCUCGAAAAAUUCGGGCCCGGGUGCGUCUUCUAUGGCCAUGCGUCCGAGUCGGACUUGGAUGACUUGGAAGCGCGGCUCGAGGGAGGGGAAAGAUUUCUGGGCCUCUUUUGCGAAUUUCCAGGGAACCCGCUGCUGACCUGUCCAGACCUGGUUCGUAUCCGCCAGCUCGCCGACAAGUACGAUUUUGCUGUUGUGGUGGACGAGACCAUCGGCACCUUCGGCAAUAUCAACGUUUUGCAGUUUUCAGACGUUGUCGUGAGCAGCCUCACCAAAAUCUUCUCGGGAGAUUGCAACGUAAUGGGAGGUAGCGCCAUCUUUAACCCGGAUAGCCGAUAUUACUCCGCCCUCAAAACGUAUGCGCAGACUGAGUUUGAGUAUACCUACUGGCCGGAAGACCUCAUCUUCAUGGAACGCAACAGCCGUGACUUUGCGUCACGGAUUGACAGGAUCAAUACAAACGCGGAGGCCAUCUGUGAUGUGCUUCGGUCUCACCCACUUGUCAAGAUGCUAUACUAUCCAAAAUAUGGUAACUGGAGAUCUAACUACGAGAUCUGCAAGUUGCCUGAUGGAGGUUAUGGAGGACUACUGUCAGUCGUAUUCCACCGCCAGUCCCAGGCCGUCGCUUUUUUCGACACGAUUGACACGGCCAAGGGCCCUAGCCUCGGAACUAACUUCACACUCACCUCUCCGUAUGUGCUGUUGGCUCACUAUCAGGAAUUGGACUGGGCGGCUAGUUUUGGCGUGGAUCCUCACCUGAUUCGCAUCAGUGUUGGCCUGGAGGAAACAGAGCAUAUUGUAAAUAUCUUCAAGUCUGCCCUGAGCGCUGCAGAAAAGGCACUGUUCGAAUGACGAGGGGCGUGCUGAUGGUCAAGACCAUUAAAAUUAUGGUUACUACCACAUAACAUCAUGUACGUGCCCUAACGAGUGAUAUGGACCUUUCCCUGGCCAUAUUUCUGCUUCUCCCGGUAUUCACAUGAUGGAGCAUCCAGUAU
This is a messenger RNA of Lasiosphaeria miniovina, 1926 nucleotides long. Its product is annotated as cystathionine gamma-synthase-like protein. The record is from RefSeq and is a predicted model, not a curated record. Gene Ontology annotation, molecular function: pyridoxal phosphate binding; cystathionine gamma-synthase activity. NCBI's taxonomy places the organism in Eukaryota, Fungi, Ascomycota, Sordariomycetes, Sordariales, Lasiosphaeriaceae. Gene Ontology annotation, biological process: transsulfuration. The transcript is spliced from 2 exons. Bases 86 to 1783 code for a protein of 565 amino acids.